This is a messenger RNA of Betta splendens (Siamese fighting fish), 4282 nucleotides long. Its product is annotated as leukemia inhibitory factor receptor-like. Gene Ontology annotation, molecular function: protein binding; cytokine receptor activity. Lineage: Eukaryota; Metazoa; Chordata; Actinopteri; Anabantiformes; Osphronemidae. Bases 224 to 2911 code for a protein of 895 amino acids. Gene Ontology annotation, cellular component: membrane. The record is from RefSeq and is a predicted model, not a curated record. The transcript has 18 exons.
CCACAUGGAUUUCACAAUCACUAUUAGUUCAAGCAACAAAUGGAUUUCUAGAGGAUGCAUCAUUGGUUUCUUGUGUGGGAGCGUUGCUUCAGGGAGUAACUUGACACUUUCUUUUGUGUUGCUUUUGCAUGUUAGACUCUGAGCACGUAGCGUCUCCACAUUUAAUAGAGUCAAGACAGCUCACUUAUUUAUUUCCACAGAUUUCAAGCAGGAUGUUUUUGUGAUGGACACAAGGAAUCGGUGCAGAAUUCUGGAAGGAGUUUCUUCAACAACAGCACGAAGGACAACAAUGAUCACGUGGUUUUUACUGGUCACACUGUUCUGUAAGAGCACACAAGGUGGAAAUGCAGAUGGAAAUAGUGUUUGGCUUUGUGAACCUUGGAACCUGACAGUGAACAGCUCGAAGCAGACGAUCGUGUUAACGUGGGAGGACGACCCUUCGUGCUCUGCAGGAAACGGCACAGUGGUCUAUGAGCUGGAGGUUCUGGCAGCCGACCAUCCGCAACAUUACGAUGAAGUGCCUGUUACACCUGAGCAGACAGGUGAGGUCCACGUCUGGAGCUGGAGGUCUCCUUUAGCCUUGGAGUGCGCCUCCCACUCAGUCAGGAUAAGUUCUCGAUACAAAAAUCAGAGAAGCCCAUGGAAACUGGAGCGUACGCUUCCAGCUCUCGGCAACGUCCUGGAAGCAGUCGUGUUUCCACAGAAUGAUGUGUUUCGCGUCGGCAGCACAGUCACCUUCUGCUGCGUUCUGCCCCCGGGAGCUCAUUUGAAAAAAAUGAGCGUUGGGGGCUAUAAAGAUACUGAUACGAACACAAUCAUGAUCAGCAAGCAGACGCACGCUCUGACUGUCCUCCUGAACCGCAUAUCCAAAAACAGCUGUACUAAUGUCUUUUGUAUCACAGAGCUUCUGCAAGUUUCGGGCACCUGUGUUUAUGUUGACGACCUACCCGCUGAUAAGAACCUUCAGUGUGAAACCCGGGAUCUGAAAUCAGUCAUAUGUCGCUGGACAGUCGGGACCAACGCAGAUCUGGGCGAAACACGAAAGAGUUACUGGCUUCAGGGACGGAAAUGUGAAACUGGAUACAAGGGCAGUUGCUCCAUAGACGUUGCAGUGAACGCUAGUGUGACCACGUGGACCCUGGUGGUCCAGAACCGGCUGGGGACGGUGAACCUGACGGACGUGGCAGCCAUGACCCAACGAGUGUACAUGUUGGCUCCAGACGUGGACGUUUCACAUGUGAAUGCAAGGAACGUCUGUCUGACAUGGAGGUGGCGUGAACACUACUACACAAGCCUCAAUGUCAGCUGCCAAGUAAACGUCAGCUCUGGAGAAACGAGCGUCAUAAGUGAAACCUCUGCACUCUCUGCAGUUGUGAUCAACCUGAUACCGAACUGGUCAUACACUGCAACAGUGCGAUGUGCUACAGAAAAGCAUGUGUGGAAAUGGGGCGACUGGAGCCCAAGAGUCAGCUUCCACACAAAGGGGGAUGUUCCAGACCCUCCGGACGUGUGGAUGCAGAUGAAAGAAAAUCAUGUUAUAAUCACUUGGAAAGAGUUACUGGCCAACCAGAGCCACGGAACCAUCCUGGAUUACACUGUGAGCUGGGCCAAGACCGGAGAGGCGGAGCGGCGAAACAGCACCACGGUGACGGCCGGUCAGAGCGUUGGACUCAGCGUGGACACGUCUGCAGCGUACAGCGUCAGCGUCACAGCCAGAAACAGCAACGGCAGCUCGUCUGCAUCGAGCAUCAGCGUCCCACCGUGGAGUCCAGACAGAACCGGGCUGAACCCGUCUCGGAUCUCCGGCAGCGACGGCGGCUUCAGCCUGCGCUGGUCUGCCAGUCCUAAGGCUGCCUGCGGCUACGUGGUGGACUGGUGUCCCACCUCAGGGAACUGCACCGUGGAAUGGAUCAAAGUGCCUCCUCAUCAAACCAAGGCCACAAUAUCCUCAAAAAACUUCAGGAAUGGAGUGAGAUACACACUAUCUGUAUAUGCCUGCACCCAACGGGCGCCGCUGCUGCUGGAACAAAGCGAGGGCUACGUCCGGGAGGAAAAAAUACAAGACAACCUCUUUGAGCAUCUGAAUGUGACACAGCAGGAUUACAACAUGGAGGUGUCCUGGGAUCCGGUCCGGCUCGCGGAACAGCCGGCGUUCAUCCGAGGUUAUGUUCUGUAUUGGUCGGACAACAACAGCAAGACCAGCUUCAGUGUAACCACAGCCAAUCCGGAGGCCACCAGCCUGACUGCCACCAACCUGAGAAUCGAUUCGUACGAAUUCACACUGAAGGCGCUGACUGCGGUGGGAGAAUGCGGCACCACGCGCCGUUCAACCUCCUUGAACUCGCUGACUGAUGCGCUGAUAAAGGUCAUCACCAUUUAUCUGGUCACUGCUUCCUGCCUGAUUCUCCUCCUCACCAUCAUCUGCUGCAGACACUGGACCUGCAUCAAGUGGAAGGUUUAUCCUCCAGUCCCUAAGCCAGUGUUGAUGGACAAGUGGAUGACAUCACCGGGUGAACAUACUUGUCAUCCUCUUCACGUGGACCGGUUUCGGGUCGGUGAAGAAGAUAUCAUGGAUGUUCCCGAGCUGCACUGCAAAGCGGGAGCGGUCGACACCUUGGGGCCCCUGAAGAACGAGCCCUUUGUUAACAGCCAAACGCCGAAGGGCUACUACAACCAGCCCCUCCAGAGGGACGCGCCGCCGCCCGCCUCCUUCACCGGCGUCUUUCCCAACCCGUCCUACAACCUGCUCCUGCAGCCUGGAGGCCAGCGGGCCCGCUCCCAGCUUCAGCCUCAGGAGGGGUCUUUGGAGAGCAGCUGCAGUGGAUACCAGCCUCAGACUCUCAGAGGCGCCCAGAACAAGGCAGACGCUCCUAUUCCCUGCGCAUCCACCUACAUUUUGUUACCGCACUGAAGCACGGCUGCGCGUGGAAACAUGGAAGGACACACUUCAUUUCUCGCCUGGUGCAGUUCCCUUUGCAUCGUUCAACUUGGAGUACUUCCGCCUGAUCAAAUCCGGCCUUUGGUGCCGGUGCUCAAACGCAGGCAACAGCCACUGCUGCUGGUGGAAACAGACCAAAGCAGACACAGAGGGGAACUUGCUGACUGGAUCAGCAACACAGGAUCCUCAGAAGUAUCUAAUCAAAGUUCAAUAAUAUUGCUAAACAUUUAGCGUAUUCUAAGAAAAACUGUCCCUUUAAAUGUUUGUUAAAGGAACAACUUCCUUGUUGGAAACCUUUCUAUAGUGACCACUAGGGGGAGCCGGCACUCUGCUGUAUGACGAGAAGUUCCUCAGUGGAGCAAGAAUGGACUCAAACCUUGAGUAAUAGUUCUGUGGUUUGAAUCAGCUGAUGACGAACACCCCACAUGUUCCCAUCGCUUCAGAUCUGGGGUGUGUAGUUGGCGAUAACCUUCCAGAGGUUAAGAACAGGCGGGCAUUGAAGGAUGAGCCACUGAAUAGUACAAUAUGUACCUAUUAAUGUGUGUGAAUUACUGUAACGUCAAAUCUCAGCUUGUUAACUAGUUCUGUAAGUGGUAAUAUGCUAAUUAGACGAGAGAUGAUGAGGUAAAUUACUCUUCUUCUCUGGAAAUAUAUGUAAAAUAAUAAUAAUAAUAAUAGUAGUAGUUCUGUAAAAUAAUGUUUUUAAAAAGGAAACAUAUGACAUAGUUUGUUUGGGCCACAACAUUUGAAAUCAUAGCAAUGUUUAUUAAGAUUACGAUACAAUUACGAAAAUUAUUAUGAUUCUUUUAAUCUUUAAUGCAUUUGCAAUUAGAGCCAUUUUGUACAUGCGCAGCUAAAUAAUCUGUAUAAAAUGUGACAGUUAAAGUGCAAAGAUCAGGUGAGACCAGGUUUUUGGAUGAAAAUGCUGGUUAAUGACGUCAACAUGAACUAAUGGGUGGAGGCCUUGUAUGAAACUGCUAUGGAGACUCUUCAGAACAGCACAGAGGAGCAGCAACGAUUUUAACAGUUUUACACUUUUUACUGAACAGUGAAGGUUUUCGGUUUGUAAGAGGAGAGAGGCUUCAUCAACUGUCCAUCCUCCAUCCCACCACAUCAUUGAGGACCGAAGGAUCAACUGAUCACCAAAGGACAGAGAAGCCACACAUUUCUGUUGCAUGUGUUUGUAUUUAAACACGUUGUGCAGAGUGUGUAGCAGGCGACGCCUCGCAUCCAGCCACAAUUAGCCAAGAUAAUCUGCUGCGUCAUGUUCUGUACCGACACCGUCAGUGGUCUGUAAUGUGUCACUGUGACUGUCCAAAUUAAAAUGUAUGAUGUAUGACUCGU